This is a messenger RNA of Mesitornis unicolor (brown roatelo), 795 nucleotides long. RefSeq names its product complement component 1, q subcomponent, A chain (gene C1QA). Bases 1 to 795 code for a protein of 264 amino acids. The record is from RefSeq and is a predicted model, not a curated record. Gene Ontology annotation, molecular function: protein binding. The transcript is spliced from 3 exons. NCBI's taxonomy places the organism in Eukaryota, Metazoa, Chordata, Aves, Mesitornithiformes, Mesitornithidae.
AUGCAACUGGGGUUUUGGCUGGCAAGCAGCACCCUGGCAGCAAUGCUGGGCAUGGCUCUGCUGCAGGAUGGCGUGUGUCGGGCACCGGACGGCAAGGAUGGCUUCCCGGGAGUCCCUGGCCUUGAUGGGAGGCCAGGGCAGAAGGGUGACGUGGGAGAGCCAGGCAAAUCAGCACAGAGGACGGGCAUCAAGGGACUCAAAGGGGACACAGGCGAGCCGGGGCUUCCUGGCAUCCCAGGGAACCGGGGCUACCAUGGCCUGCAUGGCCCCCCUGGACUUGCAGGCCAGGCGGGGCCAAAGGGGGAGAAGGGGGUAGGUGUCAACAUCCAGAAGCAGCCGCGUCCUGCCUUCUCUGCCUCACGGAGGUCCCCUCAGUUCACGGGCAGGACAGUGGUGUUCGACAACAUCAUCACCAACCAGGAGAGCUCCUACAGCCCCCAGACUGGGGAGUUCACCUGCAGCAUCCCUGGGCUCUACUACUUCGUCUUCCAGGUGGUCUCCAAUGGGGACCUCUGUCUGAGCAUCACCAAGAACAGGGAGCGCGUGGUCAGCUUCUGCGACCACAACAGCCGCAACAUCCUGCAGGUGAACUCGGGCAGCAGCGUGCUCAGCCUGGCUAUGGGUGACAAGGUCUCCAUCAGCACCGGCCCCGUCGGGGGCAGCACCAUCUACAGCGGCUCCGAGGCAGACAGUGUCUUCAGUGGCUUCAUGCUCUUCCCGCAGAUGUCCCGCAGAUGGGCUGAUGGACAGCCAGUAUGGACUGGCUUAGCACCAGAGCAUUCCGAGCAAGUCUAA